CAGAGCUAUUGAAAAUGUCUUUACUUGCAACAUCGUAUAGAUAUGAAAGUGAGGGUUCAAGGUUUUCUCAUAAAGCUUUUAAAGGACAAAAUAUUAAAAGCAAGAGAGAUGAAAAACAUGCAACUGGAAAAAAAUGUGAUUCCCAAGGAUUCAUGGUUGCUGAAGCAAUUAAGAGUCCAGAAAAGUUGGAGGAGAUAAUUGCCAGAAGAAAAGCAAAGAGAGAUAUAGAAGUUAUAAAAGAAGAAUUAAAGUACGAAAGAAAAAGUUUAAUUUUGCUACGCCGUUCACAAUUACGCACGCUUCUUAUGGAGGAAUUUAUAUCAUAUGAAAAAGAUUUGAUUAAGCAAGGAAAAGCAUUCUAUUUGGAGCGAAUAUAAGGCUAUACACACAUACACACACAUAUAUGUAUAUUAAUACAUAAAUACGUACAUACAUGCAUGCAUGCAUACAUACAUACAUACAUACAUA
This is a messenger RNA of Hydra vulgaris (swiftwater hydra), 468 nucleotides long. RefSeq lists its product as uncharacterized. The record is from RefSeq and is a predicted model, not a curated record. NCBI's taxonomy places the organism in Eukaryota, Metazoa, Cnidaria, Hydrozoa, Anthoathecata, Hydridae.